This is a messenger RNA of Colletotrichum karsti, 1131 nucleotides long. RefSeq names its product vesicle-mediated transporter vid24. The transcript has 4 exons. Gene Ontology annotation, biological process: protein catabolic process in the vacuole; negative regulation of gluconeogenesis; protein targeting to vacuole. NCBI's taxonomy places the organism in Eukaryota, Fungi, Ascomycota, Sordariomycetes, Glomerellales, Glomerellaceae. Gene Ontology annotation, cellular component: GID complex; extrinsic component of membrane. The coding region runs from base 1 to 1131 and encodes 376 amino acids. The record is from RefSeq and is a predicted model, not a curated record.
AUGCCGACGCCUUCAUCCAACCCGCCUCCCGACCCGCACUCCCCCCGAUCGCACAGCUUCUCGACAUGUCCUGAAGACAGCAGCUCAAGAUCCCCACAACGCAGUUGGCGUCCGCCUACCGAUGCAAACGAGGGCCCUGCAGAGAUGGAUUCCCAUCACAACCAAGACCGCAUGGACGAGGACAUAUCCCCCGUCCCCUUCAGCCCAAUGUCCCCGGUCGAGGGCAUCAGCACCGAAGUCAUCCUCGACGACGAGCCCACCUCCGCCGUCUCGUCUCGGUCGACAACGAUGUCGCCAAGGCCGCAAUCGGGAGAUACCGCCCAUUCAACGCCUGGUGCCGACGCGGAGUCCUUGAAGCACGGUGAAUCAGAUGAGGAGGGCAUCUCGGCUGGUGAUAGGCCGCGAGCCUCCCGUGCCGAUGGUUCAAGGCGGCACGAUGCAAUGCAAUCGCCGACAACACUACACAACGAGAAGAACAUGGAUAUCGAUGCCGAUGACGUGUGGGAAGAGGAGCUCAUGGCACCGUCCAUGGGUUCGGAGUAUUCGAAUAUGCGCAUCAUUCCAUCAUCACCAUCAUCAUUCCUGCGACCAGGAAGCAAGUUCCACGGUACACAGCAAUCCGAACGGCAAGUCUACGACGUCCAGGUCGAAAUCAAGCACGUCGAUCUGCGGGAGUCUUUCCUAUGCGGCUACCUCCGUAUUCAAGGGCUCACCGAGGACCACCCAACGUUGACGACGUACUUCGAGGGCGAGAUCAUCGGCACCAAAUACGGCUUCAACACGAACCACGAGAGCUGGGGCGCCACGGACAAGAUCGACCUGAAUCACUGGGCCAAGUUCAACGCCUUCCGUCCCUUCCAGAAGCAGGCGCGCAAGGGCCCUGUGGUGAUCCGCGACGUCGCCCAGCGAGAAAACAUCUUUAUGCGCUGGAAGGAGCAUUUCCUCGUUCCCGACCAUCGCGUGCGCACCAUUUCGGGUGCCAGUUUCGAGGGCUUCUAUUACAUCUGCUUCAACCAGGUCAAGGGUGAAGUGAGUGGUAUCUACUUCCACUCCAAGAGCGAAAAGUUUCAGCAACUCGAGCUCAAGCACGUGGAGGACAGGGGCUGCUUCGGCGCCAUGGAAUUCAGAUAA